Molecule: messenger RNA, 2919 nt
Organism: Lathyrus sativus (Indian pea)
Lineage: Eukaryota; Viridiplantae; Streptophyta; Magnoliopsida; Fabales; Fabaceae
Source: the annotation of a GenBank genome assembly
AUGUGGCUGAAAUGGUGGGAGAAGAUUUCAGGGAAUGGUUACAAAAUCAAUCCACAGUAUUAUCAGUAUAUUGGGUCAAAGAGAGUGAAGAGAGAGUUAUGGAGGAAGCUUUUGUUGACAUGGGUGUUGGGUUGGACUGUGGUGUCUUUGUGGAUCUUUUGCUUUAUGAGUUUACAAGCUAGUGUCAAGAGGAAAGAAACUCUUGCAAGUAUGUGUGAUGAAAGGGCUAGGAUUGUUCAGGAUCAGUUUAAUGUUAGUAUGAACCAUAUUCAAGCUAUGUCUAUUUUGAUCUCAACUUUUCAUCAUGCCAAGAGUCCCUCAGCCAUUGAUCAGAGGACUUUUGCUAGCUAUACAGAAAGAACAGCAUUUGAGAGGCCUCUAACAAGCGGGGUUGCAUAUGCGGUAAGAGUGCUUCAUUAUGAGAGGGAACAAUUUGAGAAGCAACAAGGUUGGAUUAUCAAGAGAAUGGACACUCUGGAGCAGAAUCCAGUUCAUAAGGAUGAUUAUGAUACAGAAGCGUUGGAGCCAUCUCCUAUUCAGGAAGAAUAUGCUCCUGUCAUAUUUGCACAAGAUACAAUCUCUCAUGUCAUUUCUGUUGACAUGCUUUCUGGAAAGGAAGACCGUGAUAAUGUGUUGCGCGCAAGAGAAUCAGGCAAAGGGGUUUUAACUGCACCCUUCCGGCUUCUCAAAUCGAAUCGUCUAGGUGUUAUUCUAACAUUUGCUGUCUACAAGAGAUAUCUUCCAUCAAAUGCAACUCCAAAUGAAAGGAUUCAAGCAACUAAUGGGUAUCUUGGCGGGGUAUUUGAUGUUGAAUCAUUAGUCGAGAAAUUACUUGAGCAACUUGCUAGCAAGCAAAGUGUGAUUGUUAAUGUGUAUGACACUACAAAUCAUACACAUCCAAUUGCCAUGUAUGGCUCAAAUGUAUCAGGGGAUGUGUUCAAUCAUGUCAGCACUCUUAACUUUGGAGACCCUUUCAGGAAACAUGAGAUGCAUUGCAGGUUCAAACAGAAACCACCAUGGCCUUGGGUAUCUAUAACUACUUCAAUUGGAAUUCUUGUUAUUGCUCUCCUUGUUGGACAUAUCUUCCAUGCCACCGUGAAUCGAAUUGCCACGGUAGAAGAAGAUUGCCGAGAGAUGAUGGAGCUUACAAAACGCGCAGAAGCAGCCGAUGUAGCAAAAUCCCAGUUUCUUGCCACUGUCUCGCAUGAAAUCAGAACACCGAUGAAUGGUGUUUUAGGGAUGAUGCAUAUGCUUAUGGACACAGACUUAGAUGUAACUCAACAGGAAUAUGUCAGAACAGCGCAGGAAAGUGGAAAAGCUCUGGUGUCACUUAUAAAUGAGGUUUUGGAUCAGGCCAAGAUUGAAUUUGGUAAGCUUGAGCUUGAGGCAGUGCUUUUUGACAUACGCUCGAUUUUGGACGAUGUGUUGUCACUAUUUUCUGAUAAGUCUCAAGGAAAAGGAGUUGAGUUGGCAGCUUAUGUUUCAGAUCAUGUUCCCAAACUACUAGUAGGCGACCCGGGAAGGUUUCGUCAAAUCAUUACUAAUCUAAUGGGAAACUCAAUUAAGUUCACCGACAAAGGACAUAUUUUUGUGACCAUUCAUCUUGUCGAAGAGAUUGUUCAUUCAAUAGAGGUUGACAAUGAAUCGAAUCCAGAAAACACUUUGAGUGGUUUCCCCGUUGCGAAUAGUUGCUUGAGUUGGAAAGGAUUCAAGGCUUUCAGUCAAGAGGGACCACUUGGUUCUUUCUCUUCCACCUCUACUGAUCUCAUCAAUUUGAUUGUAUCUGUUGAAGAUACAGGUGAUGGUAUUCCUAGAGAAUCUCAACCCCUCAUCUUCACUCCAUUCAUGCAAGCAGGCUCGUCCAUCUCCCGAAAACACGGAGGAACUGGUAUUGGACUAAGCAUUAGCAAGUGUUUGGUUGGCCUCAUGAAUGGUGAAAUUGGAUUUGCAAGUGAACCAAAAACCGGUUCCACUUUCACUUUUACCGCUGUAUUCACCAAUGGACGAACCAGUUCUAACGAUAGUAAAAUAUCGCGAAUCAAUAACCAAUCUCAACCUGCAUCUUCAGAAUUCGAGGGUAUGAAUGCGUUGGUCAUUGAUCCAAGGCCUAUUAGAGCAAAAGUAUCUCGAUAUCACAUCCAACGGCUCGGCAUUCACGUUGAAACGGUUUCGGAUUUGAACCAAGGCUUGUCAGCCAUAAACAAAGGGAAUGCAGCUACCAACAUGGUCUUGAUUGAUCAAGAAGUUUGGUAUAGAGAUUCAAGCAUGUCAUCUCAUUUUCUCAGUAGCACCAGGAAAAUCGAGCUCGGUUUUCCUCCAAAGCUAUUCAUUCUUGUUAAUUCUAAUACUAGCAGCUCUUCUAAAACUAGCAGUGUAACCUCAGAUAUUUAUAAUCCUACUAUCAUUACAAAGCCUCUUAGAACAAGCAUGCUCGCCGCGUCACUACAGCGGGCGAUGAAUGUCAGGGACAAGAGAACUCUAAAUAGAGACCUUCACAAUUUGUCUCUUAGCCAUCUUCUUCUUGGGAGGAAAAUUCUAAUCGUUGACGACAACGGCGUGAACCGCGCAGUAGCAGCCGGAGCUUUGAAAAAGUAUGGAGCAGAAGUGGUUUGUGUUAGCAGUGGAAAAGACGCUAUUUCUUCGCUGAAGCCACCUCAUCAGUUCGACGCCUGUUUCAUGGAUAUUCAAAUGCCAGAGAUGGACGGUUUUGAAGCUACGAAGAGAAUCAGAGAGAUGGAACAUAAUGAGAACAUGGAAGUGUCUAUAAAGUGGCAUGUGCCGAUAUUAGCAAUGACUGCAGAUGUGAUUCAAGCUACACAUGAGGAAUGCUUAAGGUGUGGAAUGGAUGGAUAUGUUUCAAAACCAUUUGAAGCUGAACAGCUUUAUAGAGAAGUUUGUCGGUUUUUUCCGGCAUCAUAA